UUUCGAGAUUAUGUAAACAUUUUUGAACUCAUUCGAGCUAUGUGCCGGAUUUCCUCAUGGAAGAAGCGCCUGAAAUAAAAUGACCAACGACUCCGCGCCUCUUAAUUCAAACUAGAGAGACAUGGACGUGGAUAGGAAAGUAAUGUACGCCUUUCGAGGAUGGAUAGCGUUCGUAGCCUUUAUGGAUCUCGGAACAGCCGUAAGGAGUUUCAUAGAAAAGCGAUCGUUCCUUAGCAAAACUAUAUCGGAACUAGACGAAUACGUAGACGGAGAAUAUACGGCCUCCAGGAUUUUAGGAGUUUACUCGAUACUUAAAGCUUUGGUUUUAAUACACUGCACUUUAUAUAUUCAUUACAAACCGGUUGUUAGCAUGGGAAUAUGCUCGCUCAUUUCGAAUGUACUUUUGUAUAUAUCCGAAACGGUUUAUUUUAGAGCAGCUACUUUAAAUUUCUACGUAGUUUUCCCCUGCAUUUUAAACACUGUGACUUUGGGCUGUUUAAUAUAUUUGCCUAAUAAUUUGAAAAUAUGGCAAUACCAGGAUCUAGGAGAAGAAGAUGAGGAUCAAAUGAAAUUAGGAGGAUUCAGAAGGAAGAGAACUAAUCGCAAAGGCAAUCAUAAAAUGAGUUAGGUUGUUUCAAAUAAAAAAUACAUAUCUAAUUACUUAGUUUAACAUACUAUUGCUUGGAUUUAGGUAGAAAUAUUACUUAUCAAGUUACAACUUUUAAUUGUGGUUGUAUUAGUAAUAUAAUUUGAAGUAAACUUCCACUAGUUAUAUUCUUUAUAUGCGCUCCUCGUAGGUUUUCAAUUUUACGAUUCGUUCGCUUUCCUCCCACAAUUUCUUCGCUACAUCAGGAUCUCUGGCGCUUUUGUAUCUCUUAAUAUUUCUACAAUCUUGGAAAUGUUCUCCACUGUAUUUCUCUAGUCCGUUUUCGAUGGCGCAAUAAAUCUGCGUUU
Messenger RNA from Phyllotreta striolata, 954 nucleotides. Lineage: Eukaryota; Metazoa; Arthropoda; Insecta; Coleoptera; Chrysomelidae. The record is from the annotation of a GenBank genome assembly.